AUGUAGAUUCAAACAUUGGCUGACUUUCACUUCAGCGUAGAAUUUCUCUUCUGCAUUAAAAUUAAAACAGUUGAUUUCCGAGUUCUUCUGACCACAUGUGCUUGUGUUUUCUGGACUAUUUUUGACAUGUCUCAACUAGAGAGUCACUGUGAACAUGAAGAAAAACCGGAAGAAGACAUUAUUCAAUCCACGAUAGGUAAUUUCGGGCGAUGGCAAUUCAAAAUCUCGGCCCUAAUGGCCCUUCUUAAAUUUCCAAUCGCUUGGUUUCAAAUGAGUAUCGUUUUUCUGGCCCCACCAACACAAUUCUGGUGUAAAUCGAACGAAAGUUCCACAAACGAAUGGUUGAAGAUGUCGCAGCAAAACCACACUUUAAGACACGAAGGUCUCAAUUCUGGCUUUUGCCAAAGUCUUGCAAAUAACACACUGACCACUUGCCAAAACGGUUACGAGUACAACAGAACCGUUUUCAACUCAAGUAUCAUAACAGAAUGGAAUUUGGUUUGCGAAAACAAGCGACUUGUGGAUGUGUCUCAAAUUUCUCUCAUGUUUGGAGUUUUAUUAGGCAAUAUUCUGUUUGGAGUAAUUGCCGAUCGUAAGGGAAGGAAAAAAACUUUGCUUGUUUGUGUUGUUUUCCAGUCACUUCUGGGAAUCGCAGCAUCACAAAUUCCCUGGUAUUGGGGGUUCAUUGUGACGAGAUUUCUCCUUGCCAUUGCUAAUGGAGGCACAAUUGUCAUUUCGUUUGUGAUGUGUAUGGAAGUAGUUGGCGGAACAUGGCGCAGUAUUGUACCGAUUCUGUACCAAAUACCAUAUGGGUUUGGUAAUUCGAUAAUGGCCGGCAUUGCUUACUUUCAUAGAGAUUGGAGGGACCUUCAUUUAGUAUUGUCACUAAUUUCCUCUUUCUACAUUUUGUAUUUAUGGUUGGUUCCUGAAUCGCCUCGUUGGUUACUAGCAACGGGGAACAAAAGCGAAGCUAUCAAAAUUCUCGAAAGGGCAGCACAAUGUAACAAAAUGGACAGUGAUAAAGUAAAAACUGUUGCUGAGAGAUUAUCCCCCGAUGCAAAAAGUGAAAGCAAACCCAAACUUGCCGCACUAUUCGCCACAACAGAGCUAACGAAAAGAAAUGUUUUAUUGUGCAUUAACUGGUUAAUUGCUGGAAUAACGUUCUACGCUUUUUCUCAAUACAUCGGAAAAGUGGGUAGCAAUCUUUAUUUCACAGCAGCUAUUAGCGGUUUUGUGGCUUUUCCGGGCACUCUUCUGUGCGUCUUCAUUAUACGACGUUUCGGACGAAGAUUGACCAUAGCCUCAGCACAUGUUUUGACGGCAAUUUGCUUCUUUGGGAUUCUUGCCGUUCCUUUGGAUGUGUAUUAUCAAGAUUGGCCCCGAGUUGUGAUUGCGGGGAUAGGGAUUGUGGGAUUAUCGAUUUCUAUGCCGGCGUUGUAUUUAUUUACUGGAGAGUUGUUCCCAACGACUGUUAGAAAUGCAGGAGUUGGAACGUCGGUCAUGUUUUCAAGAAUGGGUUCAAUGAUUUCUCCCUUAGUUAUCAGUAUGCAAGAUAUUUCGCCCUCUUUGCCGUUGAUUGUUUUGGGUACAGGGGCUAUUUUAGAAACAUUUCUAAUUUUACUUUUGCCAGAAACUAAAGGAAUGCCCCUUCCUGAAACUAUUGAUGAUUUGAGCGUAACAGUCAAUAAGACUGAUGAUAGAAAGGAUAUUAGGAUGUGUUAUAUUUCCUUGCCAACUAUUUUGAAAGACACUUCCUUGGAUAUUAACAAAUAAUAUUUGAGAAAACUGAAAUUAUCAUGCUUUGAAUUGCCUUUAAUUAUUGUGAUCUUGUAACCUUAUGUAAUACAAAUAAAAAUAUUUCAUUGUAAAUUAUGUGAAAAAUAAACUUUUACA
Tribolium castaneum (red flour beetle) is the source of this 1893-nucleotide messenger RNA. RefSeq names its product organic cation transporter protein. The transcript is spliced from 6 exons. Gene Ontology annotation, molecular function: transmembrane transporter activity. NCBI's taxonomy places the organism in Eukaryota, Metazoa, Arthropoda, Insecta, Coleoptera, Tenebrionidae. Gene Ontology annotation, biological process: transmembrane transport. The coding region runs from base 127 to 1773 and encodes 548 amino acids. The record is from RefSeq and is a predicted model, not a curated record. Gene Ontology annotation, cellular component: membrane.